UCUGCAGCAAAAAGCACUAAAGAGCUAGGUCACUGAGUUCUGCCACACAUACUAUCUCAUACGGGGGGGGGGGACGGGACACGCUUGCUUUCUCUGGCAGUUACCUCCAGAGAAGUUCUGCUGCGGGGAAAAGGAGGGUGCAUGGUAACGACAGUGACUGUAUUCAAUCUCAUUUCUCUGUGCACGUCCUUCGUCUUCUUACAUCGUUCCCCACCCCCCACAGUCAACUAUGUCGUCUAUUAAAGAGAGAAUAGCAUAGAGUAGCCCCGCCCAGGAUCUGUGAUGCAGCAGCUGGCAACUGCGUUUACAACAAGUUGGGGGAGAGGGACUGGACUUCGGAGGCUGCUAAGAGGACGGUCCCCUUGUGAAAGCGUAAAAAGAGCGGGCUGAAGGGGGGCUACGACUUCUUGCUGCAGCUACAGCCUCACGGUCUUUCCCCAUUACCUUGGGGUUUACAUGAUGGAUAAGUUUGUCAUACGAAAAUCCAGAACUCAAGAAUGUCCUAAGAAGAAAGAUCCCGGAGAAAAGAUUUACAAGCAAGCCACUUUAGAGUCUCUGAAGAGAGUUGUGGUUAUAGAAGAUAUAAAAAGAUGGAAAUCUAUGUUAGAACUUUCAAUUCAAACUAAAGAGAAUCUAAUGGUGGCUUUAGAAGAAUUAAGGAAGAAAAUUCCUUCCAAAGAAGUUCUACGUUCAACAAAAAUAGGUCACACAGUGAAUAAAAUGCGUAAGCAUCCAGACCAGGAUGUGGCCACUCUUGCAAAAGCUGUGUAUUUGGAAUGGCGAACAUUCAUCAAAGACCAUUCAAACAGACCCUCAAUAGAAGUGAGAAGUGAUCCUAAAACAGAGAGCCUUCGAAAAAAUGCACGGAAGCUACUUGCUGAAACUCUAGAGAUGGAGAUUGGUCACCUGCUGGUGGAAAAUAUUGAGCGAGAAGCUUUUCAUCUCUCUUCCCGUCUCAUUAAUGUGUCCUACCGCAGGACUGUGCGAGCCCUUGUGUUUGCUUUAAAGCACAAGCCUGAAACUCGAGUACAAGUUCAACGUGGCGUGUUGUCACCUAGUACAUUUGUACAAAGCCACAAGAAGUGACCCAAGUGCCUGGUACAGAUUUGGAGGGCUGUCCUGACUGCAUCCUGUAAAGAAAUAGGAAGCCUCUUCUGUUUUCCAAAGCAAUAGGAUAAUAUUAACAAUGGCAAUCACACUGUAAUACUAGAGGAACAAGAAUACUUCAGGAAGUCCAUUGAAGGACACCAAGUUUUCAUUUUAACGCAAAGGGUGGUUUGCAGUUCAGAGAGCAAACUGGGAUGGGGAAACCAUUCUUUACCUUAUGGUAAAUAAUUUUAGCUGGAAGCAGACCUGACCUUACUAAUAAACAUAGCUCUUCUUGCAUAUGGCCAAACACCUACAUGGGCUUUGUCUCAGGAAUCAGUAGGAUGCUUAGAAAAAACCAGUUGUGAGCUGUGAAGGGACCACAACUGGGUUCAUAGGGUGAAGGCUAGUCAGUAUGCAAGUCUCUUUCAUCACACACUUACCUUACCACUUAGAAAAAUAGCAUUUAGGGAUCUAUGGAGGCUGUGCAAAGCGUGACAUUCUUAAAUGCUUGUAAGCCGGAUUGUGAGUUUACAUAAGGAAGUCACACUUAGUAGUUCAGGUUUACCCUCUACAAUUCCAGAGACUGAUAUCCUGAAGUCUGGAAGGACAAGUGGCUUUUGGUUGCCCCCUCCGGCUGUAUAUGAAACUGAUAGAUGUGCUCUCCACCCCAUCUUAUUCAUCUAAGUAGUUUUGCUGUAUUUGAAGGUUUUCAAAUAAUGUUUUGAACUGUCAUAUUUUAAUUUGCCCUCCAACCUUACAUUCUUGUGUUUUUUAAGCAAGGUGACUUUUUCUUCUCCUCAUGACUGGUACAAACAAGAACUGUAAUGAAAUUUCUAGGUAUAAUUUACAUGAAGAAAAUAACCUAAACAUUGGUCUCUUCAACAAAAUAAAAGAAUAUUAAACUGAGCUUCAUAGUAGUUCUAAAACCCAUGGGGCUGGAUUCAUAAGCCUUGCCCUAAUUCCUCCAAUGCAACACAUGUUGUGUGGGGGCAAGGCUCAAGGCAAGGCAGCAGAUAAGAGUGAUGUUUAGCAGUGCUGAUACAAUGUCCAUAUUGAAUAACUUAAGAAGAUACCAACAAAGGAACAGAUAAAAAGAAAUGGGAAGUUGGAAAGCCAAAGCAUAGCAUCAAGGGAGAAAUGAGAAUAUGACAAAACCUUUGAGGUAUGUUCAGACAAACAGUCCUGGGGGUGAUACUCCUUUCAAGCCAAGAAAGAUUAUAGAAGAACAAGGCCUAAUAAGACCAAAAGAGGAGUUCUACUGGGAUAGACCUUUCUAUUUGGAUGGAUCCUACCCUUUUCCUCUCUCUCCACUGAGCAAGUUUAAAGUCUUCCUCCAAUGUAAGUUGCUCUUCCAUUGGAGGAAGAGAAUCUCAAUCUGGAAGAAGGCUGUCUUAACACUGCUAGAAAGAGCAGAUGUUGAUAAGCGACUAGCUAGGGAAAACGUGGGAACCCUUUCUGCUGUUACAUGAACGAAUUGGUGGACAAGAGAAAUAGAGAUGAGGCACAGUGCAAUAAAACCAGAGGAGCAUGCAUGAAGACAAAUCUGAAGGCAUAUACUCUCCAAAGAUCUUGCACUAUAGAUAUCUUUUCCAUUCUAACUCCUUUCCUUGAUAGGCAGUCCACAUAAUAUCAGGCUUGUUAAACCUCUCAAUGUGACCUGCUGAAUUUGGUUCUUCCCACCCAUUACUGUUGUUGCUGUUGUUUGGUCAUUGUCUUAUUUACAGCUGCCAUUCUUUUUUUUUUGAUGCUAUGACAUUUAUGUGAUAUAUUGACACCUACCCAGAGUAGCAUGAGACCAGCCAUUGUCCCUAAGAUAGCUCAUCUACCAGUGAUCUGGCAUACUUCAUAAUUUUUCAGAUAUUGCAAAAAAAGAUUUGAAAGAUAACUACCUAUCCAUUUUCAAUUCCAGCUGCAAUGCUAACUCUUUCCUGGAAGUAAGAUUGAAUAAAAUGGGACUUACUUCCAAGUAUACAUGUUUAGUAUUGCUUCUUUCAUUGUCUUUAUUAUGUAAAUUUCAGUCCACCUUGUCCUCAUGGUCGUGAAGCCUUGCCUGAGGUAAUGGUUUUAAUUGUGAGGUUCAAUGGAGAAUCCUCUUUGUGCCGCAUUCUGGCAAACUAUGUCAAAAUCCUGCUAGUUAUCAGACAAAGCUGUUUCUUUCUGUUACACUCUUUUCAUUCUAAUAGGACAGGAUGUGUGGGACAAGCUCAGCAGCUCCAGCCAACUCCUGGUAUCCUAGGAAAAAUGUUCCCAUCACAUCAGCAGUCUUUUCCCUGUGUAAGCAACUCAUAGAAUACCUAGCUCACACAAAGCAUCUCUCUUGGCUAAAAAGGACUCUUAGCAUCUCACCCAGUUGACAAUCCACUGUCUCCAGCUCACUUCAAUCCUAUUAACUUUGCAGUGACAUGUUUAAACCUUUCGUGCUGUUAGGUCUUUGCCUUUGACUCAGGAGACAUAAUUUGAGCUCAGUUACCUGUGCAGACAAGAAGUGAUAGCUUGUAACCUUUGAGAGUGUUUAAUCCAUGUUUAAGAUUGCCACGUUUCUAGUCAGAGCUCAUGCUUGUCCAAAAGUGCCUCCCCUCAAAGAGACACAGUUUUUGUUGCUCUGCUUAUCCCUGAAUCUCUCUUCUCACUGCCCUGCUGCCUGCUGGAACAAUUUGGAUUCUCAUUUUGCCGCACUGCUGGUAGGGAGAAGGAUUAUCAGUACAUAGGUCUCAGGGAGGAACAAGAAAAUGGGCAUAUCUUCUGUUGUGCCUGGUUAAAAUACAGGAACUUUGGGUUGCGAUCUGGGAACCCUAUACAGCUUACUAUCUAUCAGCAAAAGUAAAACAGAAGUUAUUAGAAAAACGAAAACACAGUCUUAUCCCGUGCAUAUCUGAUCAGAAGUCAAUCCCAUUGAGUUCAAUAAGAUUCACUCCCAUCUAAUUGUGAUAAACUUUACUUGUUUUUCUCUGCAACAGUAACAGAAAACUUUGUCAACCAUCAUUUAAAUUUGUAUAAAUUUAUGCAUGCAAAUUUCUCUUGCUCAUAUACACAAAAUGGCAUUUCUGUAGCUCCAUUAAACCACUUUAAUCUGAACCUUUUGAUAAAUAGAGAAGAAACCAAUAGUAUAAAACUGUUCAAAGUCAAGUGUGCACUACUGGCAUAGAGGGUCAAAACUAUCAAAAAAAUUCUCACUGUAAUUGGCUUUCUUCUGCCCCAGAUAUCAAAAGCUUAUUUUCUAUAUUGUUAAUUUAGAGCCGACAUUAUUUUAAGUAUAGGCAACAUCAGAGAAUCAUACCUCCAUAUGCCUUUUGUUUUAAAGAAAUAAUUCACUAUUGCUUCCAAAUUAAGAAUAAAGACAGAGCAAAAAUAAAAUUGUCUCUACCAAGGUGUAAACUGCAGCAAAUGUUGCUAAUAAGUUAAAAGCUAUUGAAAAUAAUUCUACAAUUAUCACUUUAUUAUAACCCCAAUUCAGAGUAUAUUAGCUAGAUCAGCAUGCCUGUGAUGAAAGCUGGGCAAAGAGGAUAUUUCCAACAUUCUUUCUAACUUGAAUAUACACAAUCAAUUAUCCUGAAGGAUAUAUUGUUAUCUUUUUGAGGGGUAUAAAAGGAUACAAUGCCUGAAAUUAGAUUCCAAGAUAAAGAGCAGCAUAAUCCAGAAGAUGGGGUAUUGUCUCUUAAAAUACAGAAUUGAAUGUGUCCUUCGGUGCAUUCUAGCUGAGGUCUUAUCAACACAACUUUGCAAUGUUUUGAAACAGUGUCAAUUGAAAUCAAUGAGAACUAAAUGUUAAGUGGAUUUUCUAGUACCGUCUACUCCAUUGCAAAAUAAGGGUAUUUUCAUCAUGACACUAAAAACCAUUUGUGCUUUUCCUACAUCAGUAAUGCAAAUUUAAAUUGUACAUUGUGACUAGCAUACAUAUUUGAUUUCAAAACGACUGUCUUCUGCGUUCUAUCCCAAAGACUUACAUGUUGUAGUUCUACUGGAGAAGCUAAACAGGAUUUCAAUCUUUAAAAUGUGUGGAUAGGGGAUCAUUCCUGGGAGCCAUGUGUUCGUUGCUCCGAAGUGUUUGUAUGAAGAAUGGGAUAUAAAUGCAAAUAAAAACAUGGGAACAUA
Eublepharis macularius is the source of this 5181-nucleotide messenger RNA. It is a transcript of the gene TCEANC2, whose product is annotated as transcription elongation factor A N-terminal and central domain containing 2. Bases 457 to 1086 code for a protein of 209 amino acids. The record is from RefSeq and is a predicted model, not a curated record. Gene Ontology annotation, biological process: DNA-templated transcription. The transcript has 5 exons. Gene Ontology annotation, cellular component: nucleus. Lineage: Eukaryota; Metazoa; Chordata; Lepidosauria; Squamata; Eublepharidae.